Argiope bruennichi is the source of this 992-nucleotide messenger RNA. RefSeq names its product methylthioribulose-1-phosphate dehydratase-like. Gene Ontology annotation, molecular function: methylthioribulose 1-phosphate dehydratase activity; metal ion binding. NCBI's taxonomy places the organism in Eukaryota, Metazoa, Arthropoda, Arachnida, Araneae, Araneidae. The record is from RefSeq and is a predicted model, not a curated record. The transcript has 7 exons. Bases 141 to 836 code for a protein of 231 amino acids. Gene Ontology annotation, cellular component: cytoplasm.
AUAUUAAAAAGACCGUCUGCUGUAAUUUAUGAUUAUCAGUCCACUGAUCAAAUAUCAUAAAUACGGUCAAAGUCUAUCCAGUCCAAGAUUUUGAUUUAAAAUCUUAAUUUUAAUUACUAAAGAUAUAAAUUUCCAAAUAAAUGUCUGACAUUAACGCUGAUUUAUGUUUGUCUUGGCCCAAAGAACAUCCAAGAUGCAUAAUUCCAGAAUUAUGUAGGCAAUUUUAUACUCUUGGCUGGGUAACAGGUACUGGAGGAGGCAUCAGCAUUAAGCAUGGAGAUGAAAUAUUUGUCGCUCCUUCUGGAGUUCAGAAGGAGCGAAUUCAACCUGAAGAUCUAUUUGUGAUUGAUUCGCUAGGAAACAUAAUUUCUUCUCCAGUAGUUGAGAAGCGUUUAAAAAUAAGUGAAUGUACUCCUUUGUUCAUGAAUGCUUAUGUGAAAAGAAAUGCUGGUGCUGUUCUACAUUCUCACUCUAAAGCAGCAGUUUUGGCGACUUUAAUGUACCCAGAAUCUGAAUUUGUUGUUACUCAUUUGGAAAUGAUAAAGGGUAUUAUAAAAGGGAAAACUGGAGUGCCAUACAGAUAUGAUGACAAAUUAGUUGUCCCUAUUAUAGAAAAUACUCCUUUUGAAAAAGAUUUAAAAGAUAGGAUGGCUGCUGCUAUUGACAAAUAUCCAGAAACAUCUGCAGUUCUUGUUCGUAGACAUGGUGUUUAUGUGUGGGGAGAUACAUGGCAAAAGGCAAAAACUAUGGCAGAAUGUUAUGACUACUUGUUUGAUGUUGCUGUUCAAAUGAAAUCACUUGGUUUAGAUCCUACAAAGAAACCUGAUGAAAAAUAAACACUGCAGCUUAUGAUAUCUGAUGCAUUUAUUUUGAAAAGCUGAUAUUAAGAAUGUGUUCAAGACCUUUGUUAUAUUACAAAAAGAAAAAAUUCAAUGAUACAUUAAAUUUAAAUCGUUUACUUUCAGAAAUUUUAAUAAACAUGUUUGCACUUA